AGCCGCCAAAGUGGAGAGUGCCAUAAGAGAAGGGGGUUCUUCUCGUUUCAGCGAGUUCCUGGGGAGCCCAGGGACCAGCAUCCAGCGAUGGGUCCCUUCCAGAAGCACUAAACGAGAAGUCAACACCUCUGCAACCCCCGACAGAAAUGAGGCCAUUUUCCGCAAAGUCCGAGGAAUUUUGAACAAGCUAACUCCAGAAAAGUUUGACAAGCUAUGUCUUGAGCUCCUCAAUGUGGGCAUAGACUCCAAGCUAAUUCUCAAAGGUAUCAUCCUCCUGAUCUUUGAGAAGGCGCUUGAGGAGCCCAAGUACAGCUCGCUGUACUCCCAGCUAUGUCAGAGACUUGCCGAGGACGCCCCCAACUUUGACGGCCCUCCUUUGGAGGGACCCGGACGGCAUAAACACAAUUCAUCUUUCCGCCGACUACUAAUAGCUAAACUUCAGGAUGAGUUCGAAAACCGCACCAAGAAACUCGAAGGCUUUGACAAUCGUGACUCGCCACUGUCCCCGGAGGAAGAUGAGCAGCGAACCAUUGCUAAGCUCAAGAUGCUGGGCAACAUCAAAUUCAUCGGGGAACUUGGAAAGCUGGACCUCCUUCACGAGUCCAUUCUGCACCGCUGCAUUAAGACCUUGCUGGAAAAGAAAAAAAGAGUGGCCCUCAAGGACAUGGCGGAGGACCUGGAGUGCCUCUGUCAGAUAAUGCGGACGGUGGGACCCCGCCUGGACCAUGACAAGGCCAGGUCCUUGAUGGAUCAGUACUUUUUACGCAUGCAGUCCUUAAUGGCCAAUAAGGAUCUGCCUGCACGGAUUCGAUUCCUGCUACAGGACACGGUGGAGUUGCGACUCAACAAGUGGGUGCCCAGGAAGGCGUUUUCGGACAACGGACCAAAACCCAUCUCACAGAUCAGACAAGACGCCAUCAAGGACCUGGGAGUUUUCAUUCCGUCCCAGCUGCAUGGGAUUGGCCGUUCCGAGUUCUUCCAGGACGAUCCAUUUGCACCAUGGGGGGCGGCGGCCAUGGGCCGGAAGGGGCUUGAGAGGGACCCCCGGGACCCACUCGGUGGGCUGUCCGAGAUGUUUGGACAGAUGCCUGGCCGUGAGCUGGGCACGGGUCCCGGUGUGAUCCAAAGCCGCUUCUCGCCCCCGUCUGCUCGCCACCGGCCAGGCCCAAUGUACAACGGUUUCACGGGUCCCGGAGGAGUGCUGCCCGCGUACGGGCUGGACCCGGGCAAGCUUGCAUACUCACGGGCACACCAGGGUGCUCUGCAGCAGCAGCAGGGCUUCCUGGCAGGUCCAAUGGGAGCUGGCUUUUUCGGGCCCCCUGGAGGAGUGGGGCCUGGAGGGCAAGGAUUCAAGAAGGGCCCUGUCAAUGCAGAUGAGAUCAGCCUAAGACCGGCGCAGUCCUUCUCACUGCUACGCGGCCAGGGAUCCAAGCUGCAAGCGCAGAUUCCAACCAUGAUGCCACCCAGCACACAGCCACCGCGCACACUUACUCCCCCGCUUGGCCCGCCACCUACCCUCGGCCUCAAAUCUGCCCCUCCCCCCAUACAAGAGAAACCUGCCAAAAAAGAGAAGAAAGUACCAACGAAGGAGGAGCUGCUGAAACAAACGGAGACGAUCGUGCUGGAGGUGCUGGGCACGGGCAGCCUGGAGACGGGGGCCACGGCGAUGCAGGAGCUGCGGGCACCACGCCCGAUGCUGCCCGAUCUGGUGUCGCACGUGAUGGCGCUGACGCUGGAGCGCUCGGAUGAAGACCGUGAGAAGGCGGCUGCCCUGCUCUCCGCCAUGAAGCAGCAACACGACCUCGUCACACCCGACAUCUUUGUCAAGGCCUGGUGCGUUCUCCUGGAACGCUGCGCAGAGCUGGAGACGGACGUGCCACUGGUGAAGUCAUCAGCGGCGGGGCUAGUGGCACGUGCUGUGGCGGGCGGGCUGGUGGGCCUGGCGGAGUUGGCGCAACCCCUGGAGAAUGGGGCGCACUUCCCGCUCUUCCUGCUGUGCCUGCAGCAGCUGUCGCGGCUAGUUUCGCGUGAUGAGCUCGCAGAGCUCUUCCAGAGCAGCCGCAUCAACAUGCAAAAGAUGCUGCCCGAAUGUGACCAAAGCAAGGAGCGCAUGUUGGAGAUCCUGGAAGGCAAGGGCCUCUCGUACUUGUUCCCCCUGCUGCACCUGGAGAAGGAGCUCAGCAAACAGAUCGAGCAAGACCCAUCCCCCCAGGCGAUCUACAAGUGGAUCAAGGAGAACGUCCCAGCGCGCUUACACACCGACUCCAGCUUUGUUAACAUCCUCACCGUCAGCUUCCUGCAGUACGUUACACGGGCAACGACACUGGCGCCAGGCUUGGACCCAAGUGUGGCGCCAGUGCGGGACGUGAUGGAAGCAGAGAAACAGCUGCUGGCCUCCUUCAAGCCCGUACUUCAGAAGUUCCUGCACAGCCAGACGAGCCUGCAGGUGGCGGCGCUGUAUGCCCUGCAGGUGCACUGCCACACGCAAAGCUUCCCCAAAGGCAUGCUUCUGCGCUUCUUCAUGAACUUGUAUGACCUGGAGAUCAUUGAGGAGGAAGCCUUCAUGGCCUGGAAGGAAGAUGUCACGGAGGAGUUCCCGGGCAAGGGCAAGGCUCUCUUCCAGGUCAACCAGUGGCUGACUUGGCUGGAGACGGCUGAAGAAGACGAGUCUGAAGAUGAUGAUGCAGAUUAAAAAGGAAAAUGAAAGAAAGAAAUUAGAAAUUUUUAAAAUAUAAAAAUAAGAAAAAAGACUUAGAAAUAAACUUAAAAGACUAGUGAAUAAUCAAAGGGUAACUGUAUUUGAUAUGUUUGAUCAGGCAUUGCAUCGCACACGCACACACGACACACAAGGAUGAGUGUGCCAGGGAAGGUUUUUUUUGCUGCAUCAAAAUUGAAUUACCAAUAACUUGAAAAAGCUGCAGCAUAAAAAAUAUAUGAAAUUAAAUUUUAGAUGUGUUGGUGUUCGGAACAAAUGAUACUAGCAGGAAUGGCAAUGAACUGUAAAAAUGGCCACAUGAGAAAUAAACAUAAGCUUGAACCAUG
Messenger RNA from Lethenteron reissneri (Far Eastern brook lamprey), 3042 nucleotides. It is a transcript of the gene EIF4G2, whose product is annotated as eukaryotic translation initiation factor 4 gamma 2. Lineage: Eukaryota; Metazoa; Chordata; Hyperoartia; Petromyzontiformes; Petromyzontidae. Gene Ontology annotation, molecular function: mRNA binding; protein binding; translation initiation factor activity. The record is from RefSeq and is a predicted model, not a curated record. Gene Ontology annotation, cellular component: eukaryotic translation initiation factor 4F complex.